Messenger RNA from Amyelois transitella, 971 nucleotides. RefSeq names its product small ribosomal subunit protein eS4 (gene RpS4). Gene Ontology annotation, cellular component: cytosolic small ribosomal subunit; ribosome. The transcript has 5 exons. The coding region runs from base 149 to 940 and encodes 263 amino acids. The record is from RefSeq and is a predicted model, not a curated record. Gene Ontology annotation, molecular function: structural constituent of ribosome; RNA binding. Gene Ontology annotation, biological process: translation. NCBI's taxonomy places the organism in Eukaryota, Metazoa, Arthropoda, Insecta, Lepidoptera, Pyralidae.
GUUAAAAUCAAUUAAAGUUUCAAUUUUUAUAAAUAAUAUCUACGUAUCGUUUCGCCAUCAAUAUUAUUUCUUGACUGUUCAAUGUAUAUUUAGCGUUACGGUCUUUGAAGUUUUGAGUUCUGUUAUUUGUGUUGUUUGUUAAUUAAACAUGGCUCGAGGCCCCAAGAAGCACUUGAAGCGUUUAAACGCGCCAAAAGCAUGGAUGUUGGACAAACUUGGUGGCGUGUACGCGCCACGGCCAUCCACUGGCCCUCACAAGCUCCGGGAGUGCUUGCCGCUGGUGAUUUUCCUUCGUAACCGUCUGAAGUACGCACUCACUGGUAAUGAGGUGCUCAAGAUUGUGAAGCAAAGGUUGAUCAAGGUUGACGGCAAAGUGAGGACAGACCCCACAUACCCUGCUGGAUUCAUGGAUGUGGUGUCCAUUGAAAAGACAAAUGAAUUGUUCAGACUUAUCUAUGACGUCAAGGGCAGAUUCACCAUUCACCGUAUCACUCCUGAAGAGGCCAAGUACAAGCUGUGCAAAGUGAAGCGAGUGGCGACCGGCCCCAAGAACGUUCCGUUCCUGGUGACGCACGACGGCCGCACCAUCCGGUACCCGGACCCCCUCAUCAAGGUCAAUGACUCCAUCCAGCUGGACAUCGCCUCCUCCAAGAUUAUGGACUUCAUCAAGUUUGAGUCAGGUAACCUGUGCAUGAUCACGGGCGGCAGGAAUUUGGGCCGCGUGGGCACGAUCGUGUCUCGCGAGCGCCACCCCGGCUCGUUCGACAUCGUGCACGUGCGCGACUCCACGGGCCACACGUUCGCGACGCGCCUCAACAACGUGUUCAUCAUCGGCAAGGGCACCAAGGCGUACAUCUCGCUGCCCAGGGGCAAGGGCGUCAGGCUGACUAUAGCCGAGGAGAGGGACAAGCGUAUAGCCGCUAAAGUCGCUGCGCAGUAGCCGGGUUAAUAUAUGUGAUAAGGAAAAUCUG